AUGACAGGGGAUGCGUGUGAUUCCCUGGAGGACUUUGAAGCGACUUUUGGAGACAUGCUGAGCUCCAACAUGUCCAAGACUCAGCACGGGGACAAUAUUACCAAGAACUCCAGCUGUAGAUCCGUUUCAGUCGGAUUCCCAAUUACUAUGAUGGUGACUGGGAUGGUGGGCAACUCCUUAGCACUUAUCCUAGUAUAUAUCUCCUACAGAAAGAAAGAAAACAAAAGAAAACGGUCUUUCCUGCUCUGCAUUGGUUCAUUGGCUUUCACAGACCUCUUUGGACAGCUUCUGACAAGCCCAAUAGUAAUAUCAGUUUAUAGAGCUGACUUGAAAUGGGACCGAAUAGACUCUUCUGGCUAUUUGUGCCCUUUUUUCGGUGUUUGCAUGACAACUUUCGGGCUGUGCGCACUGUUUAUGGCCAGCGCAAUGGCAAUAGAAAGAGCCACAGCCAUUACAAACCCGCACUGGUACUCUAACCACAUGAAAACCAGCUUGACCAAACAGACUUUAGCUGUCAUAUGGUGUCUUGUGUUGCUUUUUGCGCUUUUGCCCAUCGUUGGAGUCGGAAAAUACACGCGUCAGUGGCCCGGGACUUGGUGCUUCAUCAGCACGGGAGACAGAGAGGUUCCAGGCAACAUGUUUUUCGCCAUCACUUUUGCAGCACUUGGGAUUUUCUCGUUGCUUGUUACACUUUCGUGUAAUGUAGUGACAAUACGGGGCUUGAUUUUACGGUGUAAAACGAAAUCUGGCACUUCCCAUUCCUCAAAACAGUGGGAAAGGCUCACUACAGAGACUGUUAUUCAACUGUUAGGAAUCAUGUGCGUCUUGCUGAUAUGCUGGUCCCCUUUGCUGGUGUUGAUGCUAAGAAUGAUCUCCACCCAAACCUCCUCCCACGAGUGCAACCCUACCAUUGGAAACAGCAUCAUACACUCCGGCCGGGAUUACCAGUUAGACUGUAACUUCUUUCUGACUGCCAUCCGCCUGGCCUCCCUCAACCAGAUCCUGGACCCAUGGGUGUAUCUGCUCCUCAGGGAGAUACUCCUUCGGAAGUUCUGCAUCAUGGCCAACGCUGUGUCCAACUGCUCCAUAGAUGAACGCAAGGACACUCAGACCAAUCUGGAUGCUCUAAACAAACAAAACCAGGACGACGAAAGCCUUCAAAAACCACAGACAAGCUAAGAUGAAGGUUUUAAACUAAAUUUAUAACUUGAAGAUGUUGGAUACAGGGAAACCAUUGCACUCACUGGAGUAAUGGAGUGUUUAUUUUGGGGGAGCCGUGCCCUCCAAAGCUAAUGAGAAUGUGGAGGCAUGACCAGUUUCUAACAGCAUGCUUCUUCCCCAGCCAUAUACACAGAUCUGCCAUAACCUUUAUACUAUCGGAAAUGUUCUGUGGGUACUGUAUUGUAGCCUUAUUAGGGAUGGGACAAGAUACAAUUUACACAAGACUGACAAACUGAAACAUGUGGAAAAGUCUCUUGUGAGAUUUUUCCACAUUUAGCUUUGAUUUAAAAAAAUGUAUCUUCUGCCUCAUCUCAUCUUGCAGAAAAUGUGUCUCGUCCCAUCCCUAAGCCUUAUACAUAGCAAUGCCUUGUGUAUUGUGACUUCUAUCUGAAAGAACCAGCAUAAAUGUCUAAUAACUACUAUACCACUAUAACUCAUCUGUUGAAUUGCACCAGCUGAACAAAC
Messenger RNA from Boleophthalmus pectinirostris (great blue-spotted mudskipper), 1686 nucleotides. RefSeq names its product prostaglandin E receptor 3 (subtype EP3) (gene ptger3). Gene Ontology annotation, molecular function: prostaglandin E receptor activity. The coding region runs from base 1 to 1179 and encodes 392 amino acids. The transcript is spliced from 2 exons. Gene Ontology annotation, cellular component: plasma membrane. Gene Ontology annotation, biological process: negative regulation of gastric acid secretion; phospholipase C-activating G protein-coupled receptor signaling pathway; adenylate cyclase-activating G protein-coupled receptor signaling pathway. Lineage: Eukaryota; Metazoa; Chordata; Actinopteri; Gobiiformes; Gobiidae. The record is from RefSeq and is a predicted model, not a curated record.